Messenger RNA from Saxophila tyrrhenica, 2397 nucleotides. RefSeq names its product Dynamin- GTPase protein (gene DNM1). Gene Ontology annotation, molecular function: GTPase activity; microtubule binding; GTP binding. The record is from RefSeq and is a predicted model, not a curated record. Gene Ontology annotation, cellular component: mitochondrion; peroxisome; microtubule. NCBI's taxonomy places the organism in Eukaryota, Fungi, Ascomycota, Dothideomycetes, Mycosphaerellales, Extremaceae. The transcript is spliced from 3 exons. Gene Ontology annotation, biological process: peroxisome fission; mitochondrial fission. Bases 1 to 2397 code for a protein of 798 amino acids.
AUGGCAGCGCUAGGAGAGGAUCUACUUGGGGUGGUCAACCGGCUGCAAGACCUGGUCUUCAAUACCAUCGGCAACGAUUCGCUGGACCUCCCUCAAAUUGUCGUCGUUGGAUCGCAAUCUUCAGGAAAAUCCUCCGUCCUCGAGAACAUCGUCGGCAGAGAUUUCUUACCCCGUGGCUCUGGCAUCGUCACCCGCCGGCCCCUCAUCCUCCAGCUCAUCAACGUGCCCUCCGAGCGAGACGACAAGCCCGGCGAUGAUGAGAUACACGUCCCUCAUACACCGGCGUCAGUGGCCGGGCAGGAGGAAUGGGGCGAGUUCAACCACAUCCCCGGCCAGCGGUUCUACGACUUUGCUUCCGUGAGGAGGGAGAUUGAGAACGAGACGACACGAAUCGCGGGCAGCAACAAGGGCAUAAACCGACAACCCAUCAACCUCAAGAUCUACUCGCCUCAUGUCCUGAGCUUGACGCUGGUCGAUCUGCCAGGUCUGACCAAGGUUCCAAUCGGAGACCAACCUACCGACAUCGAGAAGCAGACGCGGAAUCUCAUCUCAGAAUACAUCGCAAAGCCGAACAGCAUCAUACUCGCAGUGUCGCCUGCAAACGUGGACAUUGUCAACUCAGAGGCUCUGAAACUUGCCCGACAUGUUGAUCCAGUCGGCAAGCGGACGAUUGGUGUCCUUACCAAGAUUGACCUGAUGGAUCACGGCACGAACGCUCUCGAUAUCCUUUCUGGCCGUGUAUACCCACUCAAGCUUGGCUUCAUUGGCGUUGUCAACCGCUCCCAGCAGGACAUUCAGGGGAACAAACCCAUGUCGGAAGCCCUUGCAUCUGAAAGGGAGUUCUUCCGCAUGCACCCUGCAUACCGCAACAUCGCGCCGAGAUGUGGCACGCAGUUCCUCGCCAAGACACUCAACACGACUCUCAUGGGCCAUAUUCGGGAGAAGCUGCCAGAUAUCAAAGCGCGACUGAACACGCUCAUGGGCCAGACACAGCAGGAACUUGCGUCGUACGGGACCGACUCCUUCACUGGCAAGGAGCAUAGGGGGAGCCUUAUUCUCAGCCUCAUGACCCGAUUCGCAACUUCAUUCAUCUCAUCUAUCGACGGUACAUCUUCCGAGAUCAGUACCAAGGACCUCUGCGGUGGCGCGAGGAUAUACUACAUCUUCAACUCGGUCUUCGGCAACAGUCUCGACACCAUCGACCCGACUCAGAAUCUCUCUGCUCUCGACAUCCGAACUGCGAUCCGCAACUCUACUGGACCCCGACCUUCCCUCUUCGUUCCCGAACUCGCUUUCGAUCUGCUGGUGAAGCCGCAAAUCAAGCUGCUGGAGGUGCCUUCUCAACGCUGUGUUGAGCUGGUGUACGAAGAGCUCAUCAAGAUCUGCCACACGUGUGGCUCGAACGAGCUGGCAAGAUACCCGCGUCUGCAGGGCAAAUUGAUCGAAGUGGUCAGCGACCUCCUCCGUGAGCGCUUAGGGCCUGCCUCCAACUACGUGGAGAGCUUGAUUUCCAUUCAACGCGCGUACAUCAACACGAACCACCCCAACUUCCUCGGUGCAGCGGCUGCAAUGAGCAAUGUCAUGCAAGAUAAACACGACAAGGAGAAGCGCGUUGCAGCUGCAGAGGAGAAGCGGAAACGCGACGCACGGAGGCGGAAAGAGUUGAAUGGCGUCAAUGGCGCUGAGACUCCUGAGGAUGGUGAAGAGGAAGAACAUCAGCAGUCUGUGUUACCCAUUCGAUCCGGCGUACAAAAGAGCAAAGAGAGCAGGAGCAUGAGCCCAGCGGUUGGAAGAGAUGGGCACAGAUUACAACACUCGAUUACCGCGCCGAAUGGCACAUCAGGUGGCAGUGGGCGAGAUUCAUUCUUGAACUACUUCUUCGGCAAGGAGAAUGGAGCUGCCAGUGCUGGUGCUUUGCCCGGUCAGAGUGCUGCCGGUGGUCUGCCUGGUGGAAGCAGGCACGUCAGCCAGAACCUCGAGCCCAGCAUUUCUGCGAGUCUACGGAGGCCCGACACCAAUCCGCGCCCAUUGAGUAUGCCCGAACCAGUCGAGGAGCCUGACUACAGCGACUCUGGAUUCCCCCACGACGAACACGCCCCGCCCGCACUCACGGAACGCGAAGCCCUCGAGACCGAACUCAUCCGCCGCCUUAUCUCGUCCUACUUCAACAUCGUCCGCGAGAGCAUUGCCGACCAAGUUCCCAAAGCAGUCAUGCACCUGCUCGUCAAUCACAGCAAAGACGUUGUGCAGAAUCGGCUGGUCAGCGAACUAUAUCGGGAAGGCUUAUUCGAGGAGCUGCUGUACGAGGACGAUGCUGUGAGGGAGGAGAGGGAGAAGUGUGAGAAGUUGUUGGGCACGUAUCGGGAGGCGGCGAAGAUUGUUGGGGAGGUAUUGUAG